AUUGAUAACAUUUUGUAAUUUUUAUAAAAGUGUCUUUAAAAAGCAGUGAAUUCUUCAAGAUGCAUAAAGCUUAUAUCCUUCACCAGCCUUCAAAGAUAUCUGUGCAAAUCGAAUCAAUAGCUGGAUACAAAAAUAUUGUGUUUUUGGGUACAAGACAAGGACACUUACUACAGUAUUCUUUUCAACCAGCGAGCGAUGGUCGUAUGGAACUGCAACUUCUUCAAUAUGACAAAAACUUUAGCAAAAAACCAAUUCUUCAACUUCAAGUGCUGGAAGAUUACAAUCUUCUUUUCAGUUUAUCUGAUAAUGUGAUUUCUGUUAAUGAUAUAUCAAGACAUAACUUUCCUCUGAUUCAUUUAGCAACAAAAACAAAAGGUGCUAAUGCAUUUGCUAUGGAUAUUCAAAGAACACAAUCUCUAACAGAUCAAAUAUCAUUAGUUGUUCGAGUUUGUGUAGCUGUAAAACGUAAACUUCAAUUUUGGUAUUGGAAGAGAGAUGAAUUGUUGGAAUUUGCUCCCGACAUUGAAUUAAACGACAUUCCAAAAGUUCUUGGUUGGACAGGAAAUUUCAUUUGUGUUGGAUAUAAAACUGAAUACGUUCUUUUUGAUAUUUCCAAUGAAAAACGUAAAAAGACGGAUUUGUUUCCUACAAGUUCUUCACGAACAAUUGACCCUUGCAUGACACUUAUCGAUAAUGAAAAGUAUUUUGGAGUGGUUAAGGAUGAAUAUCUUAUUACAAUACCUUCAUAUUCGGAAGAUGUGAAAAGUUCAAAGAUGAAACCCGACAGUGGAAUUUCAGUUUUAGAUCCAAAGACAAACAAGGCUUGUCCAACUGUUGCUUGGAGUGAACCACCUCAGAUGCUGGUGUGGGAUGAGCCUUACAUUCUCGGUCUAGUUACAGAUGCGGUUGAAGUUCGAGUUCUUGAUACAAGCGGCUUAGAGAAAGAUAAUCUCAUACAAGUCAUCCCAGAUUUACAAAAAGCUCGUUUUCUGAUAAGUGGAAAAUCAAAUCAAAAUGGACUAAUUUUUGCAGCUUCCAUAUCACAUUUAUGGUGUAUUGAAGCUAUUGAUAUUGCUACACAACGUCAGAAUCUUCUUCAAGAUAAGAAAUGGUUCCUAGCACUUCAACUCACUGCGAUGUCAGAUGAAAGUGCUGAAGAUAAACAUUCGAUGACUCAUGAAAUUCAAACUCUCUACGCUUAUGAUUUGUUCAUUAACAAGCAAUUCAGAGAAGCAAUGUUGGAGUUCUCCAAACUCAAAACUGAUCCAACAAACGUAAUAAAUCUUUUUCCUGACUUACUUCCUUCAUGUGAACCGCCAAGUGUUGUCGCUCGGCAAAUGUCUUCAUCAAUGACACAAUCAGAAUUGAUUCGUAGCAUGCCUAAGUUAGCUGAUAAAGAUUUAGAAAAUGGACUUAUGGCUUUGAUUGAUUAUUUGGUUGAAGUUCGGCAACAAAUUAAUUACAGCCAUGACAAAGUUCAAAGCAAUGCAAAAUCCUUUGGACGAAAUCCUAAAAUUCUUCUUUCAAUUAUUGACACAACUUUACUCAAAUGUUAUCUUGAAACGAAUGAUUCAUUUGUUCCAUCAUUGAUUCGUUUAAAUAAUUGUCAUUUGGAAGAGUCUGAAAAGAUUUUGAAGUCUCAUAAAAAGUUCUUUGAACUUAUAAUUUUGUAUCAAACGAAGGGACAACAUAAGCGAGCAUUGACGUUGUUGAAGACUUCAAAUCAAUUCGAUUAUGACAGAACCGUUCAAUAUUUACAACAUCUUGGUGGCGAACAUAAAAAGAUAAUUUUUGAGUUUGCUGAUUGGGUUCUUCAAGAACAUCCGUAUGAAGGUUUAAAGAUUUUCACAGAAGAUAUUCAAGAAGUUGAGAAUCUACCAAGAGCUGAUGUCUUAGACUUCUUACUUAAGAAUCACAAAGCUUUAGUCAUUCCUUAUCUCGAACAUAUCAUUGAUGUUUGGAAUGAAACUAAACCACUUUUCCACAACAUUUUAAUUACUCAAUAUAAAGAAAAAGUUUUUGAGUAUCAAGCCGAUCCCGAUCUUGAGAAUGUCUUUCAAAAGAAAAAGAAAUUGCAAGAAACAAGAGAAAAACUUGUCAAUUUCUUGAAGUCAUCAAAUAAAUAUGCAGCGGAAAAAAUUCUCGUAGAAUUUCCCUACAAUGAUCUCUUCGAAGAACGUGCAAUUGUGUUGGGAAAACUUGAUAAACAUGAAAAAGUUAUCGCAAUUUACAUUCAAAUACUCGGUGAUGUAGAGAAAGCGAUAAACUAUUGCGAUGAAGUUCAUAAAGCAUCAGGUUUGAACCACCAUGAAGUUUAUAUCAUUCUUAUUCGUUUAUUGUUAAAUCCACCAACAACGCCGCCAUAUUCUGAUGUGAAACUUCAUCCUAAAUGUCUCCAAGCAGAUGUCGAAGCUGUUCUUGAUCUUUUAGAUAACAAAUCAAAUUGCAUUAACCCUCAUACUGCACUUGCUAUUCUUCCUGACAAAAUUCCGCUGGUUCGAUUGAAGAAAUUCCUUGAAACUGCACUUCAUGAUCAACUUCAACAAAAACGUAAAUUUCAAAUCCUUAAGGGACUUUAUUAUGCUGAAAAUUUACAAAUUAAGGAACAAAACAUGAGAUGUGAAUCAAAGAGCUUUCUCAUCACUGAACUGACAAUGUGCUCAGUUUGUAAUCGAAAGUUUUCUAAUCAAAGUGCGUUUGUUCGAAUGCCUAAUGGAGAUUUAAUUCAUAUUGCAUGUUCAUCUUCAGCUUAAAAUAUGUUAUUUAUUAUCCUUCAUUUUAUACUAUUAUCAUUUAACAAAAUGCGAAAUAAAGCUUCAAUAAAUGAAAUAUGCUAUUAACUGCUGCUAUUUGUUUUUCAUUCCUUUUUAUUUAAUUCUUUUCAUCUUUUGGUGCGGCAUCUGUAAGCGCACUCUUUAUUCCAGCGGUCUUUUCGAGAACUUCUAUAAGUUCACCGUUUUGAUGCAUUUGAAGGAGAAUAUCGCAGCCUCCAAUAAAUUCUCCGUUGAUGAACACUUGAGGGAUUGUUGGCCAGCUUGUCAAGUCUUUGACGCCUUGUCGAAUAUCAUCAUCGAGAAGAACAUCGUGAGCAUCAUAUUGAACUCCGUGCAUUCGCAUGAUCUGAACUACAGCAUUAGAAAAUCCACACUUAGGAGCCUCAGGAUUUCC
Clunio marinus is the source of this 3168-nucleotide messenger RNA. The record is from the annotation of a GenBank genome assembly. Lineage: Eukaryota; Metazoa; Arthropoda; Insecta; Diptera; Chironomidae.